Molecule: messenger RNA, 11624 nt
Organism: Pristis pectinata (smalltooth sawfish)
Lineage: Eukaryota; Metazoa; Chordata; Chondrichthyes; Rhinopristiformes; Pristidae
Product: KIAA1549-like a
Exons: 21
Coding region: 336-4490 (1384 amino acids)
Source: RefSeq, a predicted model, not a curated record
CCUCCAUCUCCCACCACCCCUCCCCUUCCAAGAGAGAGAGAGAGAGAGAGAGAGAGAGAGGGGGGGGGGGGGGUGAGGAGAGAGGCAGCGACGUGCGUUGGCUCUAACAGCAGCCGGAGCCCUUCUGCUCGCCUGUUACCUUUGUGUUGGCCAUGCCCAGCCGCGGAUCUCCAGCCCGGAGAGCGGCUGCCCAGCAGCUCUGAAGACGCCUGGUUGUCUUUUUUUGGACCACAAAGCAACCCCCCCCCCCCCCCCCCCCAGUUGCAAGCAGCCUCCUUCUCCUGGAGAGUGGCCGGGAGGCAUGAGCCAGGCUCCCGGCUCAGGCAGCGCUCUGGAUGCCGCCGCUUGCCCGGGCGCUGCCGCCGGUGCGGGUUCCCCUGGCUGCCUGCUCGCUCCUGCCCGCGAUGUUGCCGAGGUGGUGCGCCAGCGCUGGGACCGGGCUGCAGGUGACUCUACCGAGCCCGGGGACGGUCGCCAGUUGCCUGUGGCUCUGCACCUUGCUGCUGCUUCAGCCAGUCUCGUCUUGGAACGGACCAGGUAUGAUUUACCAGCUCUUGGACCUGUCUACUCCUCUACCUCCCCUGGCACAGCGGCCAUUCCGAUCUUCUCAGUUCUCUGAGGUCUGGUCUUGGACGACCCGUCCUGCCCAGCAGCCAACGUUGCCCUCAUACCCGCUGUCCUCCUCGAAGGCCGAGACGCUGGUGACUGAGUCCGUUGAAGACGUCACAAUCAGGACGUCUCUUCUCACCUUCCACACUGACCCAACUCCGGAGACGGAACCAGACCUCGACACCUCAUCGAGUGUGAUGGGCUCUCCCGACCUUUCUCCUGAGACUGAGAUGUAUGAAGCUUGGCAACUCUCCGAGCGGUUAACGCCCACUCCCGCGGAAGGGGAGGUGGUGCUCAGCGAUCCAGCAGAAGUUUCCCCAGCUACUCCGUCGAAGAGCUCGGAGGUCACCAAGGCAACCCCAGUGACCCCAUUGCCUCCUGGUUCUGCUGUCCGGACCGUGACUGACCUCGAGGCAGCCCAGCGGCCUUCACCAGUCCUCCCUCUGUCUCCAUUGGCAACCGUUUUCAACAGGACACCAGCCGCUGAUGUCACCUCUGGCCUACUGCUGGCGAAGAUGCACCCGGCCAAAGGGAGCGUUGGCACCUCCGUGUCUCCACCUCGAGCGUCCACUGGCACUCUACGCCCCCUCUGGAUGGGCACCGAGCCCUCUGUGGGCGUCGGAGGACGCACACAUCCUCACGUGGAGACAGGGCGAACAUCGACGGCGCCCUCAUUGGUGCUCACAGCGGCCUUAACUUCGCUCACUACGGCAGCCCUGGCCACCAGGGACCUACGAGCAAUGACACAGGUGACAGCCGCUGGCACAGCUGUUGGCUCCUCGAUGUCUCCUGGCCUGAACUGCAGGUUGUCGGACCAACUCUGGGUCAGAACAGUGGUCACUUUGUCUUCAAGAAGAAUUCAAGUGGACGCGGUGUUUAAACGGAACAUGACCCGGGGACUCACCGAGGCAUUGAACCGAGCUUUCUUCAGUAAUGGUAUUCGUGCUGAGAUCGAAAGUCUCGACAGAAGGAACAAGGUCUUUAUUGGGUUCUAUGCUGUGAGUGGCAAUGAGGUCUACAUUCCAACCACGGUGACGGAAGUGAUUACAGACUAUGGUGUGGAAAACCUCAGCCGGGACCUACAGAACUAUGUCCCCGAUAUCCAGUCGGUCCUCAUUGCUGCCUCUCCGUGGGCCCCGCUCCCAGCUCCCUGGUUCCAGCUGAAGACGGUGCUGCAGUUUGUGAGUACCACCGACAUCAUCAGAUUCUGCAGCUUUGUCCAGACCAUGGAGGCGAGACUACAGAGAGCGUUCGAGGAGGCGGAGUCUCGGGCUGCCACCUUUAAAAGUAACUUAAGAGUCCAGAUUUUGAACACGUCGGUGUUGGACAGUUCCACGGCCGUCACCAUGGUGUACAUGGUGAGGAACCAGAGCACGCUGCUCAAUGGUACCACAGCCAGCAGCCUUUUACAUCAGCUGACACCUGCUGAGCUAGGAUACUACCUCGCCUACCCCCCUCUGACACUCGCUGAGCCUCUGGAGUAUGAUAAUCUGGACACCUCUCCAGCGACUGAGAAGUAUUGGGUUGUUACAGUUAUCCUGGGGGUCGACAACACGUCGCUGGGUGAGAGGUACCAGCGCUUUGCCAGCCUGAUGGAGCAACGGUUGGCCAACCUGUUUGUGGCAGCGCAGCAGCAGGGCCGAAGGUUCAGACGCGCCUCGACCAUCGGCGCCUACACCGUGCAGCUGGUCAGGAUUAAUCGUCUCUCUGGCCCGAAGAAUCCGGCUGAGUUGACCUACUAUGCCUUGGAGGAUGGCAGAGCCUUGCUAGGAACAACAGCAGCCAAGAUCCUGAACACAGUCGACCCGCAGUCCAUGGCCUUGGAGCUUGGCUAUCGCGUUCAACUCCAAGCGGAGCCUGUAGUGAAGAACCCUCCGAACAACUUGUGGAUCAUCGCCGCGGUUCUGGCUCCCGUCGGCGUGGUAACCAUCAUCAUCAUCAUUAUCUCCACCGUGCUGUGUCGGAAGAACAAGAGCGAGUUAAAAUCCGAGACCAUGUCGAACCUGCACCAGAGAGCCAAGCCAGUCCAAGGCUUCGACUACGCCAAGCAACACAUCGGCCAAUAUGGCGGGGAGGAUGAAGUGACCAUCACUCAGGAGACGGUGAUCUUACCAAUCCCCGGCCGGGAUGCCCUCGCUCCUCAAGAAAGGGAAACCAUUCCGGAGGCAGAUAACAGCAAAGCAGCUAAAACCAUUGAUAUUCGAAGAAGCAGGUUGCAGAGCGAGCGGGAUUCGAUCAUCAGUGAACAAUCAGCAAAUCUCGACUCGACCACCAACACUGCAGAGAAAGCAGCCGCGCAGCAGAAAACUGCGAAAGAGGGCUUGAAGAGGCAGAAUGUCCCCGUCAGUGAUGAGGAAGAGAGCGCCACGCUGUUUGAACAUGUCUCCAAGACGUCGGACGAUCCGUUUGACACACCCUCGGGGUCUGUUCAGCUCCUGUCCAUCAAGCCGCUGACCGCACACCCUGGUUACGCGCAGUCCGGCUCAGAGAAGAGCCCAGAGAUGGCGGCUGUCAAUGGGGAGGUGAACAAAGCCCUGAAGCAGAAAUCUGACAUUGAGCACUAUCGAAACAAGCUCCGCCUGAAGGCGAAGAGGAAAGGCUAUUAUGACUUCCCCGAGGUGGAGAACAGUCAGCCAGGCUUGGAGCAGCAGAGGAAGAUCUACGAGAAGGGGCAGAUGGAGGUCAGUCGCGCGUUGGAGACCGAGGUCCGGGGAUCGUCCACGUUCUCCGAAGCCAGAAACAGACAGUCCCAGGUGAAGAACACUGUGUACAGGAGUAGGCAGUCUCUAAACAGCCCAAGUCCGGGAGGGACCGAGAUGGAUUUGCUGGUCACCAGGGAGAAGUCACGUCGCGGAAUUCGCAACAACGGAUAUGACACGGAGCCGGAGCUGAUAGAGGAGACAAACGUGGACCGGAUAACGGAACCCCGGAAUGCUGCCCGGGUGAGGCAGGCCAAAGGUCACUCAGAAUCCUCGACCCUCAGCUCCCAGCCGUCCAUCGACGAGGUCAGGCAGCACAUGCACCAACUGCUGGAAGAAGCGUUCAGUCUGGCUUCGACGGGGAGGGUCUCCCACAGCCGACACCAGGUCCACUGCGCUGUGGGUCAAGCCCUCCCCUACACCGAACUGGUCACCAGCGCCCCAGGAACCAUGAGCAGAUCCAGGGCUGGACUCCAGUGGGUUCCCACACACGGCCAGGACAUGUGCCAAUACAGUCUGCCCCGACCCGCAUACAGAUAUUCCCAACUCCCCGAAAUGUCUGUUGGUUCUCCACCUCCUGUCCCUCCCAGGAAUGCUCCGAUACCAGUGACAUCCCUCAGACGUUCCACUUCGGAAAACAGCAACACCACCAGAGCAGCUGAGGCUCACAGCUCCGAACAGUCGCAACACGAGGCUCCCUAUGUGCCGGUCUCCAAGUCCGCUGCCCCCAUGGAACAGCCAACCACAAAUUACUCAGGUAGCUCAGUGCCCGCAGUCUAUGCCAUACCGGCGAAUAGAUCUGGAUUCCCGAAUUACUUCAUCCCGGCCCCUGCUCCUUAUCGCAACCAUGGCUGGGUCCCCUACAUAGGUGACGGAGAGGGACCGAACCCCUGGGCAGAGAACGUGACUCUGCCGGGUUAUGUAGAGGCCUACUCACAUGCCCGCUAUCCACACAGCUCCCCGCCUCAUCAGUACAGCCAGACCCAGCCCGCCCAUCCCCCUCGGCGCAUCGAACCGGCUCGGACCCCGUCCACCGCUGUCUCGCAGCAGAGCCUGGCUGAAAACGAACCGUCCGAGGCUCCCUACAACAACAUCUCCACCACCGCCUUGGUGAAGGCCAUCAGAGAGGAGGUCGCGAAACUGGCCAAGAAACAGACGUGCAUGUUCGAAUUCCAGGUGUAGCACCGCUCUCUGGGAAGUCUCCCACCAAGAGCACCAACAGAAACCCUUCCCGCAGUGAUUGAGAAUAUCCCACGGGCUUCUAACCGGCUCGUCUUGGCCACUGUUAGAAUGGAGAAUGAAAUAACUCUGCUGCGGAUUUGGGCCAUUGUUUUAACUGAGAGGAGACAAUCCAUCAGAUACUUCGGUUGCCCUGGUUCAUCGGGAAUCUCUUCCUCAUUGUUUCAUCCCGGUACUGUCAUUUAGCAUAGUGUUUGAUCUAAGACCACUGUGUUCCUGGAACCUAUAUUUGACUCCAGUGAAUGUCCAAGAAGUGGUCUUUACAUUAAAAUGGAAAACAAAUGUGCAAAAAAUCAAAACUUGACCAGGUGAAAAAGGAGGUGAAAGUUAAGCUGUCACUCAACCCAACCUUUGAACAAGCCCAGGGUGGGGGAGAUGAAGCUGUUGCAGGAUCCACAUGAUGUACAGUGAUCCGACAUUCUCUGCUGACUUGAUAACCUGGCAUUCUGUGACUCCAGUCUUGGAUGAGAACAAGCUCCACCUGACGCCACAAGCCAGCAAGACAAUUCCUCCCUGUUAAUGGAAGCCAGUAGGUGGACCCUUGGCUGAAACGUCACUCAUUUUAUCUGUGAACCACAGUCAACUUGCUAAUGUGGGCUGCCUGGAGUCCACCUGUCACACAGAGCUGGUGGGUGGUGUAAAGCUGGAGCUCUAGGGUCCGUUUAUAAAGUGACUGGAGGGUGCGCUGAACAAUUGCCUCCAACAGUAGACACAAUGCUCGUCACGACUUGUAAAUCCUGUCCCCUCCCACCAACAAAGGUCUUGAAAUCACACCAAGGUUUAACCCUUCUGGUCAAACAAUGGCUCAGACGUGAAGUGUUUCAUUAACGGUAUCCCGUGCCGCUGUUUAAGGUAGAGACCAAUCUCAAAGGUUAGGGGAGAAGUUUGAACCUAAACCUUUGGGUGACUAUUAAGGACCUAAUAUUGGAAAAAGGACAUAAUAUACAGAAUGAGCAAUCAAGUGGCAGAAAGGCUUGAUGAGCUGAAUUGUCUUCUGCUGAUGGUUGAGGUGACUUCACCUCUCAGGCUAAACAUUUAGCAUUUGACAUGUAUUGAGCUCAAAGACCGAAUUGCACCGUUAAAGUUCUCACCAGAGAUAAGUUGUACAGAAUGUGUUUUAUAAUGUAAGACUUGUGAACCCCACCAUUCUUUGAUGCUGGCGAGGAACAAUACUUGUGAGGUGAUCAGAAGAGUUCGAUUGUUAUGACCAUUACAGUUGUAUUCCUGCAGUCAAUAUGAUUAGACAGAGUUCGGUUGUAUUGAUCAGUACAUCUUGAUUGUAUCGUGCAACGCAGUUUGCUUGAAGUAAUCACUUUACCAUGAUUUCUCCUGUGUUAGCAAGGAGUUGCCCCGUUGCAGUAUUAAUCUCCACUGCUUCACAUUUUAUUGACAAAUGAUUAAGCAGAAAGUGCUGCUAAUUGCCCAUGGUGGUGUAAUUGUAAAGGAUGGUGUUACAGUUGAUUUAUGAGAAAGUUGGCAUGUACCAAUAGUCCGUGCUUCUGCACAAUAAGCCACAAUAGAUGGAGAAAUGCUCUGAAGUCUUUGGCUCUGACCAAUACUCAGAGCUGCAUGUUGGGAUAGGAGAGAUAUUAAUCACCCAUUUUCAUUGGAGUUUGAGCAUGGGACCGUACAUGGUUUAUUGAAUCACAGAAAUUUACGGUAUAUAUGGGAGUCAUUUGGUCCAGUACGUUCCUGCGAACUAGAAGUGGAGCCAUUUCCAUUACCUGACAGGUCAAACCUCGUCAGAUGCUCAUCCAGGUACUAAUGUGAUGAGGGUUUCUGCCCCUUGCACUGCCUCAAGCGGUGAGUUCUGGACCUUAACCUCUGCUUAAUUACGACUACUGCCUGUAGAAGGCAGUCAUUGUUUAACUGGUCAAGUCAAUCACAACAAGAAGAGAAUUUUACCAGAAGUAAACUACUGAUGUGAGUGGAGCCAAAUUUCAGGAGCUGAGUACUAUGCACAGUGAUUACUGCCUUCAAUUCAAAUCUUACGGAGCACAACUUUCCAGACUAAUGAUUUCAAUUGCUGACUUUAUCCGGAUCAACCUUGUUGCUAUUUGAAUCUCGACUGUCUAUGAAGAAUACCAGAGAAACUACGAUUUGUUAUAAAGGCUUCAGUCUUGAGGAGACCUCAAGAGUUAAAUACCGAACAAUGAUAGAAAUCUAUCAUCGACACAAUUUUGCCUUCAAACUAAAGCUUAACAAUCUAAUGUGGGGCUGGUUAUGGCUCCCAGGAAAUUGUGUUCAAGACGGAGAUCUCCAGUUGAUUCCCCUUUCAGUUCACACCUCCAAGAUGCACACCAUUCUGACUUGGCAAUAUCUCAGCGUUCCCUGCCGGUUCGAAAUCCUGGUAAUCCCCACCCGCAAGUACUGCAGGAGCACCUACACCAGAAGGACUGCAGCCGUUCAAGAAGGCAGUGGGGAUGAUUUAUACUGGUCUCGCUGAGUCACGAAUUGUUUGCGGUCUGUCUCCAGCUGCUGAUACAGCAAUUGCCCACAUUUGUAUCCUUGCAACACUGUGUCUGUACUCACUGAAAAAAGGCAAAUAGAGUCUCGCACACCCAAGACAACCUUAAGCUGCCAAUUUUCCAGACUGAUUGCCCCUGGAUUGUAUUGAAUGGAUUACUGUGCCCAUUAUCAUGACUUUAUAGAACAUAGAACAGUACAGCACAGGAACAGGCCCUUCAGCCCACCAUGUUGAACUGAACUAAUUAAACUAAUGAUGCCUAAUUAAACUAAUCCCUUCUGCCUACACAAUAUCCAAAUCUCUCCAUUCACACAUCCAUUGAAGAGCUUAAACUCCUCUAUCGUAUCUGCCUCCACCACCACCCCUGGCAGCACAUUCCAGGCACCCACCACUCUCUGUGUAAAAAAGACUUGCCCCGCACAUCUCCUUUGAAUUUGCCCCCCUCACCUUAAAUGCACGCCAUCUAGUAUUAGACAUUUCAACCCUGGGAAAAAGAUACCAGCUGUCUAUCUCUGCCUCUCAUAAUUCUGUAAACUUCUAUCAGGUCUCCACUCAGCCUCUGACGCUCCAGAGAAAACAACCCAAGUUUGUCCAACCUCUCCUUAUAGCUCAUGCCCUGGCAGUAUCCUGGUGAACCUCUUCUGCACCCUCUGCAAAGCCUCCACAUCCUUCCUGUAAUGGGACAACCAGAAUUGAAUGCAGUACUCUAGAUGCAGCCGAACCAGAGUUUUAUUUAGCUGCAACAUAACUUCCUGACUCUUGAACUCAAUGCCUCGACUAAUAAAGGCAAGACUCUAUUGGAAGUAAAGCAUGGAUAAGGCUUGAAGUGAGUUUUAUACCCAGUCCUGUCAGUUGUUUGACAUUGUUCCCCCAUCCUAUGGAAGCUGCUCUGUGGGACCAGAUGGAGCACGGAAUCCUUGGGCAAGUACCAGAUCCACAAACGGUCCCACACUGUGGGGCGUUUGGAGCACAAGGUCUUAAUAUUAAAGAGAAGUUAAAGCUGGGGGAGUUUCACACAGUGCUGAGUGUUGGUGUGCACAGUGUGUAUCAGAGGCAAUCCACAUUGAUAUCACCAAAUCUUUCGGGAAACUUAAGUGAAGAACCACAUUCAGUAGACGUUUGACAGACUAUGCCUUGAGCUCCUCAGUGUGGGUGUAGACUCAAAACUGGUCCUAAAAAGGAUCAUUUUUGAUUAUAGAACACCAGACAGGCCAUUCGGCCCACAAUGUUGUGCCGAUCCUGAUGCCAAUUUAUACUAAAUGUCCUCCUCCUGUGUAUCAUCCACAUCCCUCCAUUCCCUUCAUAUUCAUGUGUCUAUUUAAAAGCCUCUUAAACGCCACCAAACUGCCUGCUUCCACGACUACCCCUGGUAACCCGUUCCAGACACCUACCACUCUCUGCGUAAAAAUACUUGCCCCUCACGUCACCUUUAAACUUCCCCCUUCUAACCUUAAAACCAUGUCCACUGGUGUUUGACAUUUCUACCCUGGGGAACAGAUUCUGACUGUCUAUCUCUGCCUCUCAUAAUUUUAUAAACUCCUAUCAGGACUCCCCUCAGCCUCCACUGCUCCAGAGAAAACAACCCAAGUUUGUCCCACCUCUCCUUAUAGCUCAUGCCCUCUUAUCCAGGCAGCAUCCUAGUGAACCUCUUCUGCACACUCUCCACAGUCUCCACGUCCUUCCUGUAAUGGGGCGACCAGAACUGCACACAAGUGCGGUCUGACUAAAGUUUUAUACAGCUGCAGCAUGACUUCCUUAUUCUUAUACUCAAUGCCCCUUAAACCUAAUCCAAGUUCGCCAUGAGCCUAAUCCAACUGCAGAAUCAGAGGUGUUGACCUGAACAAGUCAUCUGUCGAAGCUCAUUAGGAUUUGGUGUUUUGUCCCAUGGAUUUUGGGUUUUGAUGUGGCUGUAAGCAACUCCCUCUAGGGAGAAUGUAACCACAGUUGACUCUCACGGGACGUAAAGCCUGCCAUUGUUUAUUCCACAUCCAUUUCCCAGCUGGUCCAUCCUGCUGUAACUCUGAAGCAGUCUGCUUUCUCCAUUGGAAACUGGCUCUCGUGAAAGGUGGAGGGUGAGAUGGGGGAAAGUUUAAAGGAGAUUUACAAUGCAAGUUUCUGACACAGAGGGUGGUGGUGCCUGGAACGUGCUGCCAGGGGGAAGCAGAUACAAUAGUGUUUAAGAGGCAUCCCAAUUAACCAAUUUAAUUUACAUGCAGGGAAUGGAAGGAUAUGACCAUGUGCAGGUAGAUGGGACUAAUUUAACUUGGCAUCAUGAUCAGUAAAGACAUUGUUGGCCGAAGGGCCUGUUCUUGUCCUGUACUGUUCAAUGUUCCAUGUUCUAAAAGAGUAUGAUGCUGAGAUAGCUUCCUAUUGAAGAACUUUUAUUUUAAAAGGAGCAGUUCCAAAGGAUUAUUAAUGCAGUAAUUUUAAAUCCACAACAUUCAGGAAACUGGUCUGAUCAGCAGUGAAAUUAUCCCCGACAUUUUGAACAGGCAACUUUACAGCUAACUCAAGUCUUUAUAUGGUUAAGCUCUCUUAAGUUCUGUUGCGGGUUUAAAGACCCCCACAGGUCUAUGUCCAAAACCUUGUCCAGCACCAAGCGUCUCCCAUACGGUAUUUCAGAUCAGGUGUUAAACCUUAACCCCCUCCCAGUUAAACAUACAAUAUCCCAAGACAUUAGUUCAAAAGAGUAAGAGAACUCACCCCAGGCACUUAGGCAUAGUUUAUCAUCCAGUCAGCUUCCUAAUGGAGCAAGUUUUCUGGUCAUUGUCCCACUACAGUUGGUAGGAUCUUGCUGUGUACAAGCCAUUACAUCCACUGCAUUGCAAACCUCCAUCACUGUCUUUGGGACAUUCUGAAGUUGUGACAGAUACUGGACAAAUGUGUCUUCUUUCAUGUUAUUAUUAAUAGAAUGUGAUUUAAAGAUUGCAUUGGGAUUUUGGUGCAAAGUUAAAUGUUAAAGGUUACGGCAGACAUUUAUCCUGAAUUGUUCUGUUAAUUUAUAACCACAAAUGCAACAGGUACUGAUUUACCAGCACUUAAAAUGGUGGGAUUGCUAUUCCCGCCUGCCACCAUCACUGACGUCAUAGAGUUUCUUGAUCUCCCACUUUUUCCCCAAUCUCCAACCUCAGAGUUAUACAGUAUGGAAACAGGCCCUUCAGCCCAACACAUCCAUGCCGACCAAGUUGUCAACCUGAUCCAGUCCCAUUUUUUUAAAAUUUAAAUUUAAAAAAAAAAUUUAUUUACAGCGUGGUAACAGGCCCUUCCGGCCCAACAAGUCUGCGCUGCCCAUUUUAAACCCAAUUAACCUACCCGUACGUCUUUGGAAUGUGGGAGGAAACCGGAGCACCUGGAGGAAACCCACGCAGACACGGGAAAACGUACAAACUCCUUACAGGCAGCGACGGGAAUCGAACCCCGAUCGCUGGCGCUGUAAUAGCAUCGCGCUAACCGCUACGCUACCGUGCCGCCCCUUUUGCCUGCAUUUGGCCCAUAUCCCUCUAAACCUUUCCUACCCGUGUACCUAUCCAAAUGUCUUUUAAACGUUGUAAUUGCACCCGCCUCUACCACUUCCCCUGGCAGCUCACUUCAUAUACUAUGUGAAAAACUUGCCCCUCAGAUCCCUUUUAAAUCUUUCCCCUCUCACCUUAAACCUAUGCCCUCUAGUUUAAGACUCCCCCACCCUGGGGAAAAGACUGUGACCACUGAAAAGUACUUCUGAAAAUAAAACUUGGAAGGAGACAGCAAGAAAAGGACAAUUGGUCCUAUGAAAUGAAUGGUGGUUUGAUAGGACCAAUAAAACUACCAUUAAGCAAUUCACUUAAGAGCUUUGGAAUGAGUUUGCUCAAAUCACUUCCUAUUUUAUGUUAUAAAGACAAGAGGAUGCUAGAAAUGCUCAGCAGGUCUAACAGCAACUGGAGAGAGAGUCAAUGUUUGUUGCUGGACCUCUGGGUCUGAGGAAAAGUGAAACAUUUCUCUCUGCUGAGUGACCACUGACUGUCUCCAGUAUUCUCUGUUUAGUGUGAGAUUUCCAGCAAAGGUAUAAUCUUGCUUUUUCAUUUUAAUAUUCUGCUCUGCCGCCAAGAUUUAUAGGCAAUGGAAUUUCUCACAAGCCAGUCACGAGGUCGUCAUAUCAUAAGCAGUCCUUUCCAGUCCUUUGAUUUUAUAAUGUGGAAACUGAUGUCGGCAAUUUAAUAAUAUGUUUCUGAAGGUAGAGAACGCAAUGUCAGAUGCAUCUUUCGCAGCACCUUCCAGAGCCAGUUUGUUUUUGAGGCAGAAAUCAAGCAACUUAUUUUCUUUAAAUACCUCCUCUGUAUAUUUAAGACUGCCAUCAGUCUCAAAAUGGAGAAAUGAUUGUUGACAUCAGUCUGAACCAACAAAUGCCUGGGAUUUUGGAAUCUGUUUAUGGCACCGCAACUUAGACUUUCUGGGACCAGGACGUAACACACAGAGGGGAACUAUAUAACUCUUCUGCUUUAUAUUCAACAUCGGAGGAAUAACUACGGACAUGUUUUAAACUCCACGAUAAUUCUGUGCUGUUGUUUGUCAGUUUUCUCAUUCUCCAAGUGAACCAUUAAUGAUGAAAAUAUAAUUCUGUUGUUUCAAAACAA